Cynocephalus volans (Philippine flying lemur) is the source of this 4592-nucleotide messenger RNA. It is a transcript of the gene EPB41L2, whose product is annotated as erythrocyte membrane protein band 4.1 like 2. The transcript is spliced from 23 exons. Lineage: Eukaryota; Metazoa; Chordata; Mammalia; Dermoptera; Cynocephalidae. Gene Ontology annotation, molecular function: actin binding; structural molecule activity. The record is from RefSeq and is a predicted model, not a curated record. Gene Ontology annotation, biological process: cortical actin cytoskeleton organization. The coding region runs from base 164 to 3379 and encodes 1071 amino acids. Gene Ontology annotation, cellular component: cytoskeleton; plasma membrane.
AGGCGGCAGGCGCGGCUGGGACCGAAGCGGGACAGGUCCCCGCGGCAAACGAGCUCCUGAGGUGCGGCGUCGGGGAAGGCAUGGGCUUUUUCCUUCUUUUUUGAACUGAAGUAGUCUACUUAAAAGCUGUGUGUGGACUUUUUUAAAAGCAUAAGCUGUUACCAUGACUACUGAAGUAGGCUCCGCAUCUGAAGUGAAGACGGACUCUGACCAGUUAGGAGCAGAUGCAACCAAGGAGAAACCUAAAGAAGUAGUAGAAAAUCAGCAGAAUCAGUCAUCCGAUCCAGAGGAGGAAAAAGGUUCCCAGCCAUCUCCUGCAGCUGAAAGCCAAAGUAGUCUGCGCCGCCAGAAGAGAGAGAAGGAUCCGUCUGAGAGCAGGGGUAUUUCUCGAUUUAUACCCCCAUGGCUUAAGAAACAAAAGUCAUAUAACUUAGUAGUGGCCAAAGAUGGAGGAGAUAAAAAAGAACCUACCCAAGCUGUUGUGGAAGAACAGAUCUUAGAUAAAGAGGAAUCCCUUCCAGAAGAAGAGAGACAAGCCAAGGGUGAUGCUGAAGAAAUGGCUCAGAGGAAACACCAGGAGAUUAAGAUUGAAUUCAAGGAAGAAAAACCUUUAGUGAGCAGAGCUGAGACACAGCCUGCUGGAGAAAUAAGUAAGGAGAGAGAAGAAGAAAAGGUAAAGGAAAUACAGGAAGACAAAUCAGAAGAAGCAGCGAAAAGGGAGACAAAGGAAGUGCAGACCAAUGAGCUAAAAGCAGAGAAGGCCUCUCAAAAAGCCACCAAAAAGACCAAAACUGUCCAGUGUAAAGUGACCCUCCUAGAUGGCACCGAAUACAGCUGUGACCUGGAGAAAUGUGCUAAGGGACAAGUGUUGUUUGACAAAGUGUGCGAACACCUCAAUCUCUUGGAGAAAGACUACUUUGGACUUUUGUUUCAGGAAAAUCCUGAGCAGAAAAACUGGCUAGAUCCUGCAAAGGAAAUAAAAAGACAACUGCGAAAUCUUCCCUGGCUGUUCACUUUUAAUGUGAAGUUUUAUCCUCCUGAUCCAUCUCAACUGAGUGAAGAUAUCACCAGAUAUUUCUUGUGCCUUCAGCUCCGGCAGGACAUUGCCUCUGGCCGUCUACCUUGCUCUUUUGUGACUCAUGCCCUUCUGGGAUCCUACACACUGCAGGCUGAAGUUGGAGACUAUGACCCAGUAGAGCAUGGCAGUAUUGACCUCAGUGACUUUCAGUUUGCCCCCACACAGACUAAAGAGCUGGAAGAGAAGGUGGCAGAGCUGCAUAAAACCCACAGGGGCUUAUCUCCAGCGCAAGCUGAUUCUCAGUUCUUAGAAAAUGCAAAGAGGCUUUCCAUGUAUGGUGUUGACCUCCAUCAUGCCAAGGACUCGGAAGGCGUGGACAUCAAGCUGGGUGUGUGCGCUAAUGGGCUCCUCAUUUACAAAGACAGACUGAGAAUCAAUCGUUUUGCUUGGCCGAAAAUCUUGAAAAUUUCCUAUAAGCGCAGUAACUUCUACAUUAAAGUUAGGCCGGCAGAGCUGGAGCAGUUUGAGAGCACCAUUGGAUUUAAACUGCCAAACCACCGAGCAGCAAAAAGGCUAUGGAAAGUGUGUGUGGAGCAUCAUACUUUCUACAGGCUUGUGUCUCCUGAGCAGCCACCAAAGGCCAAGUUCCUGACCUUGGGGUCCAAAUUCCGCUACAGUGGCCGUACCCAAGCACAGACCCGCCAGGCAAGCACCCUCAUAGACAGGCCAGCACCACACUUUGAGCGCACCUCUAGUAAACGGGUUUCCAGGAGUCUAGAUGGAGCUCCAAUUGGUGUUGUGGACCAAAGUUUUAUGAAGGAUUUUGCUGGCCCUGCUGGGGAGGUUUUAGCCUAUGGCCCUGGAGUUGUCAGCACUGCUGUGGUACAAGAUGGGGCUGGCAGGAGGGACAUCAGAAGCCCAACUAGAGCCCCACAUUUACAACUCAUUGAAGGAAAGAAAAAUUCCUUGAGAGUAGAAGGGGAUAAUAUUUAUGUCAGACAUAGCAAUUUAAUGUUGGAGGACCUGGAUAAGGCCCAGGAGGACGUACUGAAACAUCAGGCUAGCAUUAGUGAACUCAAGCGCAAUUUUAUGGAAUCCACACCUGAGCCGCGCCCUAAUGAAUGGGAAAAACGACGUAUCACACCUCUGUCCCUACAGACACAAGGGAGCCUAGAAGAGGAGAUAACAUCAAUUUUGUUUAGUGAGAAGGGCUUUUCUGAUAGCGUGAAAGCCCCCUUCCCUUCAGCCACCACUUGGACAGCAGAGGGCGCUGUUGUGAACGCUAAUGCACCUCCUGAAAAGCUUUCUUCCUGGCCCUUCCCACCCUUGCCUGAGACACGUGCUCCUGAGUCAGAAGGGCCUUGCACUGGAGCCAGGGAUGCUGUUAAGAGUUCACAUGAGACUCUGAAUGUAGUGGAGGAGAAGAAGCGGGCAGAGGUUGGGAAAGACGAAAGAGUAAUCACAGAAGAAGUGAAUGGUAAAGAGAUGUCACCUGGGAGUGGUCCUGGGGAGACUCGUAAGGUGGAGCCUGUGGCACAAAAAGACUCCACCUCCCUGUCUUCUGAGAGCAGCAGCAGCAGUGAGAGUGAGGAGGAAGAUGUGGGCGAGUACCGGCCCCAGCACCGUGUGACCGAGGGUACCAUCAGGGAAGAGCAGGAGGAGUAUGAAGAAGAGAUGGAAGAAGAACCCAGCCAAGCAGCCAAGGUAGUAGAGAGGGAGGAGGCGGUGCCAGAAGCCAGCCCAGUCACACAAGCAGGUGCCAGUGUAACCCCAGUAGACACAGUGGCGCAGGAAAUUGUAGUUGCCCAAAAGAUAUCUGGAGAGAAGAGCGUAAACGAAGGCGCUGUUAAACAAGACAGAGAAGAAACAGAGGAAGAGCAACAUAAAGUUAACGGAGAGGUGUCUCAUGUUGACAUUGAUGUUUUGCCAGAAAUUAUUUGUUGUUCAGAGCCACCAGUGGUAAAAACAGAGAUGGUAACAAUUUCUGAUGCCUCACAAAGGACAGAAAUCUCCACCAAGGAAGUCCCCAUUGUUCAAACUGAGACCAAAACCAUCACAUAUGAGUCUCCACAGAUUGAUGGCGGGGCUGGUGGUGAUUCGGGCACGUUACUGACUGCACAAACGAUCACAUCUGAGUCCGUGUCGACCACAACAACCACACACAUCACCAAGACUGUGAAAGGUGGAAUAUCUGAAACAAGAAUUGAGAAACGCAUCGUGAUCACAGGAGAUGCAGAUAUUGAUCAUGAUCAGGCACUGGCUCAGGCAAUCAGAGAAGCCAGAGAGCAGCACCCUGACAUGUCGGUCACGAGAGUGGUGGUACACAAAGAAACAGAGCUGGCAGAGGAAGGGGAAGACUGAGUAAGAAAGUCAUUUUUUAAACAUCAUUCAGCUUUGUGAACCUGAAGAAUUGUGACCAUUUCAAGUCUUACUGCCACACCACUACUCCAGCAAAUUUGUGCUACGACUGGUAACAAAGACCAGAAGCCUGAAGAAUUAAAAUGCCAACACCAAACUUUACCUUAACAGCUCUGGUCUAUACUGUUCCCAUGCAUUUUAAUAUAUUAUUUUGUUUUAUAACCACUUCUAAAUAUUUUUGGCUAUUCUUUUUUUAAUUAAGGGGUUUUGUUUUUGUUUCUCGUUUACUUUGUGUACAACUACCUGCUUUUUAUGACUCAUUUUGAUCAAAUGACAGUGAACAAAGCCAGCCCAAGCUGGUAAGGUGCUGUUCACUUGAACAGGUGCUGUUGUGCGGAAAGCAAACUCUGUGACUAAUUUAGGUAGUGGCUUUCCUUCUUCCAGAUUCUUUCCAUUGAAUUCUUACAGCAAAUAUUUACAGAGUUUUCAGAUUGCAGUAAAUAUGCUGUAUGAGAAAAUAAUAAUACAGAUUAAAAGCAUUUCUUACAUCUUGAAAAUUUUCUUAAUGUUUGAGAAUUUCAUUGGGUAUGUUUUUUCUAUUGAACCCUUUUGACUUUCCAGUCCUGUGACUUUUUACUUUUAGUUGAGAGUCAGAGGAUCUCUGGACUGGAGAAUCGUGAAGAAGUUUGCUGACCAUGCACUGUGUUUAGAUACCCUGUUGCAGCACAGUGCCAACGCUUCUCAGACACAUGCUCUUCGGCAGCAUUCCAGAACAGGAGGGAGGAGAAAGAGAAAACUUGUUUCUUCCCUUCUACUAAAAGAUUCAGGCAGCUUAAAACCUUAGUGCUUUCUUUUUUAAUGUAUCCAAAUUUCAAUACUUUGCAUUAUUUGAACGCUUGGGUAGAAUAUUUGCUUUGUAUUAAACCUCCUUGUCUAUACAUAAAAUUGACCUUUUGUUACUGAGCAGGUGUAUCUCUUUCAGAUAGUUUGAUUCACACAGGUUUGAGGAUGCUGGGGAGAGAGUAUGAGGCUGUGGUGGUUUUUUGUUGGUUAUAAGAAAGCUAUACCAUUUAAACCUGACACCAGAGACCUGAUAGGGACUUAUUAACUGUAUUGAACACUUUUUUUCCUUUGCUUUUGGCCCUAUGUAUAGUUAUGAUGCCAGAUUAGAUUUAUAGCAGCUUCAAGUUGUAUUAAAUGAUAUUUUGCUUUCUGU